AUGCCGAGCAAGCUUAAAAAGGCUAUUGGGGCAGUAAAGGAUCAGACCAGCAUUAGUCUUGCAAAGGUUGCUAGCAGCACGAACCUUGAGGUUUCGAUAUUAAAAGCUACGACGCAUGAGAAUAUCCCAACGGAAGAACGUUACGUAGUUGAAGUUGUUGAUCUCGUUUCUUCGGAUAAAAGUUACGCGAAAUCAUGUGCCAGAGCCAUUGGCAAGAGGAUCGGGCGCACCAGGAAUUGGAUUGUUGCGCUGAAAUCAUUGAUGCUUGUUCUCCGAAUAUUUCAAGACGGCGAUCCUUAUUUUCCUAGAGAAGUCCUCCAUGCGACGAGACGAGGGGGGAAGAUUCUUAGCCUUGCUAACUUUCGCGAUGAGUCUAACUCAAGCCCGAAAGAUUAUACUGCAUUUGUGAAGGCUUUUGCUCUGUAUCUGGACGAGAGGCUGGACUGCUUCCUUACCGGGAAGCUUCAGAGGCGAUACACGUUUAAGGAUACGGAGAAUGGGGGGCAUAGGAGACACCAGAGACAGAAUGAGGCUAUCCGGGAUAUGAAGCCACCAAUGCUGCUUGACAGGAUCGUAUUCUGGCAGCGAUUGCUUGACAGAGCGAUUGCUACGAGUCCGACUGGUGCAGCCAGGACUCACCGGUUGGUCUUGAUAGCUCUUUACGCGAUUGUGCAGGAGAGUUUUGAUCUUUACAGAGACAUCUCUGAUGGACUCACUCUUCUUCUCGAAGGCUUCUUUCAGUUGCAGUACAAUUUAUGUGUCAAUGCUUUCGAAGCUUGUGUUAAGGCCUCAAGACAAUAUGAAGAGCUUAUCGAAUACUAUUCGUAUUGUCAGAGUUUAGGGGUAGGCAGAACUUCUGAAUACCCCAGCGUUGAAACAAUAUCUCAGGAGCUGAUAGAAACAUUACAGCAGUUCUUGAAAGACCAAUCGGCUUUUCCAGCAGUUGAGAAAACUCCGGAAAUGCUAGCUCUCCCAGCACCUCCAACGCCAAACUCCUCGAGACAUGAAACUUGUGAUAGCUAUGGUGGAGAGUCUGAGCUCUCUGAAUUCUCCACGAGUAGAUAUUCCGGGGGAGUUUCUGAUUUCGGAUCACAGUGUACAUCAUUAGAGGAACUGAUGAAUGUCACAGAUACAGUAACAAGACAGGGGAUUUCCAUAGACCUGGAGACUUAUAAUACUGGACAAUUUGAUAAUCACAAUCAACAAGACGAGACACUAAGAACAAGCGAUGCAGGUUCAACUCAUUCAUUACCUGAAUUAAACGCAAUGGCGGAUUUCCUAUGUUUAGAUGAUUGGCCCGAGCAAACACACAAAACAGAAUCCGAGCAACAUCAGAGUUCAGCUUCCGGUUGGGAUCUCGUGCUUGCAGAAGCCAUGAAACAACCAUUACAUCAGCUGGAUCCCGAGGAAUCAAAUAGAAAUGCAUUUCCUCAACAAGAACAAAAAGAACAAGAGACAAGCUCAGCAGAUAACUGGGAGCUUGUGCUAGCAGAAACCAGCUCACAACCGAUACAACAAAUGCCAAAUAUUAACUUUUCACUGGAUAAUUUGUAUAAUCAGUCAGCAGUAUUCCCACCAGAAUAUGCAAACAACCCAGAAAAUCAGACAACAUUACACUUAGAGCCUGACAAACCAAACAAUUUUGAUCCCUUUACAGAACCCGAACAUAUAAACGGGCAAGAUACGAGUUCAGGACAGGGUUGGCAGCAGGUGCUAGCAGACACUGCAACACAACAAUCGCAGCAACAGCCAGAUUUCAUUUCAUCAGAAGACAAUAUGUCUAAUCAAACAGAAACAACUUCAACAGUUACUUACAAUCCAUUUCUGGAAGACUUGAGCGGAUUAGAUACUGUACCUAGUAUUGCAGAUCCAACUACGGAUGCUGGUCUAGAAAAUUUCGAGCCAGGUUUUCAGACCAAUGAUGCAAUUUCAGCAGCGCCUAUGUUCCAAGAAACAACUCCAGCAUAUGCACUGCCUACAUUUCAAGCAGCAGCCCCGACAUUUUCAGCUCAGAAUCCAAAUGAGAAUGACCCUUUCUCUGAUCUGCCCACUGAACAAAUGUUCAACGCGUCCAUUAACCAACAAAAUUUGUUGCAUGAACAACAGUCGUGGUUGCAGCAACAAAAUGAGAUCAUAGCAAAACACAUGGCUUAG
Molecule: messenger RNA, 2154 nt
Organism: Daucus carota subsp. sativus
Lineage: Eukaryota; Viridiplantae; Streptophyta; Magnoliopsida; Apiales; Apiaceae
Product: clathrin coat assembly protein AP180
Exons: 1
Coding region: 1-2154 (717 amino acids)
Biological process (GO): clathrin coat assembly; clathrin-dependent endocytosis; vesicle budding from membrane
Cellular component (GO): clathrin-coated pit; clathrin-coated vesicle
Molecular function (GO): phosphatidylinositol-4,5-bisphosphate binding; 1-phosphatidylinositol binding; clathrin heavy chain binding
Source: RefSeq, a predicted model, not a curated record